AUGACGCUGCUCGAAGUUAUCUCCAACGCCGUAACGAAUCAGGACCGAGUCGACUCGCAAACCGAUUACCCACUCACUCUUAGCAACGAUGGUAUCUUCUCAAAUCUGAAACCGAAGCUAGAAAACCCUAAUCUUGGUAACCUUAUCAAUCCAAUUUCUGGGUGGGAUAUCUCUAAAACCGAUUCUGAAAUCAUCGAUUUGGGUAAAAGCUUUUCGUCUAAGCUCAAAAGGAAGCUUAAGGAUACGAACAGAUUUGAUAAACCUGAGUUCGUCACUAUGUUGAAGCAGUUUCUUGAGAAAAUUGGUGAGAAAGUUGGGGUUUUAGUAAAACCACAGGAAGAAGUUGAGUCUGAUGAAGAGUUAAAGGAUUUGGUAGGGAAAAAUGGGUUUCUGAUGGGUAGAGAUGUAUCUGGUUUAGUUUUGAGAGGUUGUAUUCGUCUAGAAAUGUGGGAGCUAGUGGAAAUCUUGAUUUCAAAGUCUUUGGUUGAUCAUUCUUCCUACUCUUAUUUAGUUAGCGGUCUUGUUGAGAAGCAACGGUCAGAUUUGCUAUGUUCUGUGAUCAAACAAGCUUCAGAUCUUGGAGCGAAUGAGCUUCUUUCGAUCUUGAAGUAUUUUCUUUGCCCGUCAAAGGAAGCAAUUAGCAGUAUGGUUAAGGUAAGAGAAGAAUGGGACAAUCAGGCUUUGUUAGCUAUUGAAAAGGCGAGCAACCAAGAGGUAUCAAACAAGUCUACAGUUGCUGAGGAUGCUUCUAUCUUGCUGAUGGUUGCUCACGACGGGUUUUCACCCUCUGAGCUUUGCUUGCAUUACUUGUUAGCUUCGUCUAAUGUCGAUGAAGUCAUGUUUGCAUCUGCAGUUAGUAAGUUGAGUGGCAAUGAGAUGAGAAGCUUUCUUCGAUACCUCUCUAAAUGGAUGAAGAAGUACGAGAGUUUCCCUCAAGCUGGUCCAUGCCCUACAGCUGCGCCCAAGCUCGGUUUGAAACUAUGCAACUGGAUUCCUAAACUCGAAGACAUAACCAAAUGUUUGGGUUUUAUUAUCGAUGAGAACUUCUCUACUCUGGUUCUUCACUCGGAUUUGCAUGAAGAGUUAAAGUCUAUUGGAAAAGUAGCAGAUGGUUUGGCUUCAGAAUCAAAACUUUGCUGUUUUAUGGCUAAUGUGGUUGAAAGUUUGAAACUUGGAGCUGCCCAAAACUAA
This is a messenger RNA of Arabis nemorensis, 1191 nucleotides long. The record is from the annotation of a GenBank genome assembly. NCBI's taxonomy places the organism in Eukaryota, Viridiplantae, Streptophyta, Magnoliopsida, Brassicales, Brassicaceae.